GCCACUGAACGCGCGUAGAUUAACGUACAGAAAACUGAUUUAUAACGUCGCGUUGAAAAAAUAAUAAGCUGAUAGGAGAUGUGAUGGAGGGCCAGGAGUGGCGCGACGACUGGCACCAGCCACGCCAUAUGGACGGUGUGGUAUCAGGACAGUUUCCACGUGGGGGUUUCCACUUACACUCAUUGGCGGAAAGAGUAAGCCGUGAUCAGGAUCAGUUGCCAGUACUUCCCCCGCUGCACAAUGCUAUCCGAGACAGUGCAGUGUGCUCACGGAGCACGUACUCCCCGUUGCAAGCACUCAGCGAAAGCACGUGCCGGGACCACGGCGCGCAGUCAGCUCCACCACCGCCUCAACCACCACCCAGAAUGCAGGUCUCAAAUCAAAACGUAACAUUACAUCCAGCAGUAGCACGUUGCAGCGCUACUCUUGAAUUAGCAACGCUUUGGAGAAGCUUCCAUGAGCUCGGCACUGAGAUGAUUGUCACCAAAGCCGGCCGCAGGAUGUUCCCUGCGUUGCAGGCGCGGCUAUCCGGCUUACUACCUAAUGCUGACUACUUGCUGCUGGUGGAUUUUGUGCCGCUUGACGACAAGAGAUAUAGAUACGCUUUUCACAGUUCAAGUUGGGUAGUAGCAGGCAAGGCAGACCCGGUAUCUCCUCCGCGUAUCCAUGUACACCCUGACUCACCAGCUGUUGGCGCGCACUGGAUGCGGCAGCUGGUCUCCUUUGACAAGCUCAAAUUGACAAACAACCAGCUCGAUGAUAACGGCCACAUAAUCCUAAACUCGAUGCAUCGGUAUCAACCAAGGUUACACGUGGUAUACCUUCCUGGGGAAGGACAAAGUACUGCUCCGGGCACUGUCCCUUACCGGACGUUCAUCUUUCCCGAGACUGGUUUCACUGCUGUUACCGCCUACCAGAAUCACAGGAUAACACAAUUAAAAAUAGCUAGUAAUCCAUUCGCUAAAGGCUUCAGAGACUGUGAUCCUGACGAUUGCCCUCCGGAACAAAACUCUCAACGGAGUACUCCGCGGCGCCGUGAUCCGGCACCAAUGGAACCUUAUCCACUAGCGCAGCCAUAUGCGGGAGAUCCAAGUUCAAGCGGUCCCAUCUAUGCUGCGCACGCGCACACAGUUCGGUACCAACCCCACGCUGGACACAAUAACGCUUACACCGCAUACUACGCGCAUAGAUAAAAUUAUUAUUUAAAGAAUGUAUAGAAUAAUGUGAUAAUGUAGUUUAUAAACUAUAAGACUGGGUGCAUAGGGCAUUUCUACUGCACGUAUUUUUCGAAGAAAACGUCAUGUCAAAUAAGUAGUGCAUAGAACCGUUCGUGUCCCUUUAUUCUGAAAAAGAGUAUGCGCCCCGCUGAAAUCGUUUGAAGGAUAGUUGCCGGACUUGUCAAGGAAAUUGAAUCACUAUAUGUGAUAACUGAAGCCAUUUCAUUGUUUACGCGAAUGAAAAGGUAUCGUAUGAACACCUCGCCUGAUACAGACGUGGCGCCAAGUAAUUCAGAUUUCCGGCGAGAUGCCGCAUCGAAACUGAUUAGGAGCUAGGGUUUUCAUAUAACUGCCAUAAACCCUUAACAGAUUUACAGUGGCGUGCACUUCAUACAUGUACAAAAGCAGUGCCUACAAUUUUUGUAUAUCUCAUAAAGGGGAAUGAUUUUAUGCCAUCUUGCCUCUUUAUGCAUAUCCUGGACAAAAACCAUGCGCACGCCACUGCAGAUUGACUCGCCGCCACCUAAGACUGCAUCAGCACUUACAACUAGGUUGCAGUUAAUGGCCAACUUGUAGUACAAAAAAAGAAAACAGAAUACUGUAAAAAAUUGUAAGGGAAUUGUCGUGUGAACCCAGCCUUACAACCUACUGAGUAUUGGAAAAUUUAGUUUGUGUUCGCCUUAUCGCCGUACCCAUUAUGGGUAUAUCAUUUUGUGAUUACCGCUACAUAACUGCGUUUUGAAUGGUCUUGGGUACCAUAGCGUAAUCAUGUGAUACCCGCCGAAUGGAGUUCUCAAUCACUUUUUGUCAAUCAUCAAUCCAUAUAAACUGGCGGAUUUACACUAAAGCAACUGUGUGUACAUCGAAAACUUAUUGUACUGUUAAGUCACACUGGAAGUUACCGCAAAACAUUUAAAUUUUUAUUUAACUUAAUUUACUUAUUAACUUAUUACUCUUAGAUUUAAGGAUGAAUAAGCUUUGUCUAUGAAAAUCGAGUAAACCAAUUGAUCUGAGAGGUAUCUUUAAUGUUUAUGCACUAUGAGUAUUUAGUUUAUCGUCAUAGUAAUCGCCUAGUUAAUGUCUCUAGGCUUAGCAUGCCUCCUCUUACAGGAGAGAGGAAUAUAGAGCUUAGACUCGUCACGCUGCUCCGAUGCGGAUCGGUGGGCUAUUUAUUUGUGAAGUUACUGAUACAAUGUGCCUUAUUAGUAGAUAAUUAUAAACAGAGUUGAUGGAUAUAGAAUGAUUAUUGUUAUUCUCUAUUGUAGUACCUAUAGGUCGUAUGUAUAGUCCAUUAAGUAACCUCAGAGUGACUGUCUAUUCUAGCUAAGUAACGUAUAAAAUAUUUGUUAUAAAUUAAAGAAGUAUUGGAUAGAAGCAGGCGUAUUAAUUAAAGAAGUGUUAUGUGACGAUUUUGAGAUGUUAAGUAUAAAAAGAGGAUCUUUAGUACCAAAUUGGAUAGGUUUUUAAGUUUUCUAUUUCUAUUUCAUACAAAAGACGAUUAAUUUGCUUAUGUCCUACAACUUGAACGAUCUUUCAAGCCUGGCCUGGAGUUUGCUCUCGGUGACGUAUAUGUAGGUGCCAUUGAAAAACUAAAAACGGUGUCUGUGCAGCCAACCCAUCCGUGACAUACUACAGUCCGGCCAAAAACAAUAGUACUUACCUACCUUUAUAGGUUUCUUGACAAACUUAAAUCCGGUAACUUUACAAUAGUACUUAAUUAACUUUAAAUCAUUUAAAAUGUUUUUAACCAACAUUUUGAUUGAUUUUAGCCGAUAAAAAUAUGUAUUUGAAAACAAUUGUAUUUAUUGUAUUGUAUAAAUAAUUUAGAACCUUAAUUAAGAAAGAUUUGUGACGAGUGCCUACCAGUCAAUAAUUAUUAAAUGCCAAAAUAAUGUAACCAAAGAGAAA
This is a messenger RNA of Pararge aegeria (speckled wood butterfly), 3125 nucleotides long. RefSeq names its product T-box transcription factor TBX1-like. Gene Ontology annotation, cellular component: nucleus. The record is from RefSeq and is a predicted model, not a curated record. Gene Ontology annotation, molecular function: RNA polymerase II cis-regulatory region sequence-specific DNA binding; DNA-binding transcription factor activity, RNA polymerase II-specific. Lineage: Eukaryota; Metazoa; Arthropoda; Insecta; Lepidoptera; Nymphalidae. Gene Ontology annotation, biological process: cell fate specification; regulation of transcription by RNA polymerase II; positive regulation of DNA-templated transcription. The transcript has 9 exons. The coding region runs from base 84 to 1193 and encodes 369 amino acids.